AGAUGCCUUUCGGAGCACAGGGGCCUCCAGGACAGGGAGCAGCUGACAGUCCUCAGGCAUGGUAUAUGAGCUUGCCGCUCAUCACAAGGUGCUGGUUCACAGCAUGCGUUAGCACCACCAUCCUCUCCGCUGUCGGAAUGAUCAGUCCGAUGACACUGUACCUUGACUGGUCUGCGAUCUUGUUCAAGUUCCAGAUCUGGCGGGUGGUCACGAACUUCUGCUUCCUUGGAAAGUUCGGCUGGCCUUUCAUCAUGAAUCUCAUCUUCAUGGUCCAGUACUCCAAGACGCUCGAGAAAGAUUUCAACGGCAGCGCCUCCGACUUUCUUUGGUGCCUGAUAAUGGGAGGGGCGUUGCUGUGCGGGAUCAACCACGUGACAGGAAUGAUGCUUCCUUUCCUUACGAUCCCUCUCAUCUUCAUGACCAUCUGGAUCUGGAGCCGAAAGCAUCCUAACGUUCAGAUGAGCGUCUUUGGCCUGUUCAACAUCACCUCAGCUCACUUUCCCAUCUUCCUCCUCGUCCUCACUAUGCUCAUGGGAGGCUCGCCAGUCCAGAAUAUCAUGGGAUACUUUGUCGGGCAUGUCUACUGGUUCCUCAAGGAGGUCCAUCCUACCACUAAGGAUCAUCGUUUCUUCUCUGCUCCCUCGUUCCUCAAGCGGCUGGUGGAGGAUCAGCCGCUGGAACACACGCCCGGGUACGGAGGAGCAGUGAGGAGAGGAGGAGCGCCGCCAUGGGGAGGACGAGGAGCAGCGGGGCAGCAGCAGCAGCAGCAGCAGCAGGAGCCACCUGCCCGUGCCGGAGGCUUUUCAGCCUUUCGAGGACAAGGACACAGACUAGGAGGAGAUUGA
Messenger RNA from Guillardia theta CCMP2712, 845 nucleotides. RefSeq names its product DER1-like protein (gene DER1-2). The record is from RefSeq and is a predicted model, not a curated record. Gene Ontology annotation, cellular component: endoplasmic reticulum membrane; Hrd1p ubiquitin ligase ERAD-L complex. Gene Ontology annotation, biological process: endoplasmic reticulum unfolded protein response. NCBI's taxonomy places the organism in Eukaryota, Cryptophyceae, Pyrenomonadales, Geminigeraceae. The transcript has 11 exons. Gene Ontology annotation, molecular function: misfolded protein binding; ubiquitin-specific protease binding. The annotation marks the transcript as partial.